AUGACAUCCAUUGACCCUGAGACGAAAUCAUGUCCCCAAGAGGACCCAAAACGAGAGACUUCUCUAGGGAGCGUCACCAACGUCUCCCCCGAGGAGUCUCGCCGAUUCCUGGACAAGCAAACACUGAGCUAUGCCAGUUUACUGGGAAUGAUUGAAGACACACACCUAGAAGGCACGCAAUUCUCAUGGACAGCCUCGGUGUUUUACUUUGGAUAUAUGUUCUGGUCAUACCCGACCAUGUACUUGUCAGUCCGUUUGCCGAUUGGAAAGUAUCUAGGUGCCACCGUACUCGUCUGGGCCGCUGUCCUUAUGAGCCAUGCAGCCUGCCACAACUUCACAGGCCUGGUAAUCACUCGAUUCUUCCUCGGUGCCCUCGAGGCAUCCAUCGCCCCGGGAUUCUCCCUGAUCACCGGCAUGUGGUACACACGACGCCAGCAGCCCCUCCGGUACGGGCUGUGGUUUGCAGGUGGUUCCAUAGCUUCCUUAUUUGGAGGGCUACUUUCCUACGGCAUCGGACAUAUCGACAGCGGCCUGGCUGCGUGGCAAUAUUUGUUCCUGAUUUUCGGCGCAGUGACUGCUCUAUGGGGGGUCAUCAUGCUUGUCUUUCUCCCGGACACACCGUCCAACGCCUUCUGGUUGACCACCGACGAGAAAUCGACCGCAAUCCACAACAUCAUGGCUGAUGGCCAGGCUGGCGUGAAGGGCUCCUACAAGAUGUCGCAGGUAGUCGAAGCUCUACGAGACCCAGUGACCUGGUUCUUAAGUCUAUAUAGCUUCUGCGUGAACAUCGCCAAUGGCGGCCUCACAGCCUUUGGGUCACUUGUCGUGCAAGGAUUCGGAUACAAAGGUCUCCAAGCCCUCUUGAUCCAAAUGCCCACGGGCGGCGCCCAGCUAUGUUUCGUGAUAAUAAGCGCCGUGCUGUGCUCGUCAAUUCCUAACAUCCGUACGCUGACUAUGAUGGCACUUGCGCUGAUCAGUUUGUUGGGAAUGGUGCUCAUGUACGCUCUGGAGGAAAGCAACCAAGCUGGCCGCAUGGCGGGUUUCUGUCUCAGCUUGGCUUUCUCGGCCAACAUGCCGCUUGCCAUGUCGUUAAUCACCAGUAAUGUGCGCGGGCUCACCAAGCGGGCAGUGGUUAACGCAAGUGUUUUGGUGAUGUAUUGCGUGGGAAAUAUCAUUGGUCCCCAGUUCUUCAGUGUGGCUGAGGCACCGAGGUAUAGGAAGGGUAUUACGACUAGUUUGAUUGGGUUCGGGUUGGGAUUUUUCUGGCUGGUGUGUCUGCGACUAUAUUUACAGUGGCAGAAUAAGAAGCGAGCGAGUGAAGUGGCAUUGGAUGUGCCGCAGGAGGUGCUGCUUCUGGAGGAUCGGACUGAUUGGGAGACUCCGGGGUGUCGAUAUGUUCUAUAG
Messenger RNA from Penicillium samsonianum, 1404 nucleotides. RefSeq lists its product as uncharacterized. The transcript is spliced from 3 exons. Gene Ontology annotation, molecular function: dipeptide transmembrane transporter activity; allantoate transmembrane transporter activity. The record is from RefSeq and is a predicted model, not a curated record. Gene Ontology annotation, biological process: transmembrane transport; allantoate transport; dipeptide transport. The coding region runs from base 1 to 1404 and encodes 467 amino acids. Gene Ontology annotation, cellular component: plasma membrane. Lineage: Eukaryota; Fungi; Ascomycota; Eurotiomycetes; Eurotiales; Aspergillaceae.